Molecule: messenger RNA, 894 nt
Organism: Penicillium oxalicum
Lineage: Eukaryota; Fungi; Ascomycota; Eurotiomycetes; Eurotiales; Aspergillaceae
Product: ferric reductase-like transmembrane domain-containing protein
Exons: 2
Coding region: 1-894 (297 amino acids)
Source: RefSeq, a predicted model, not a curated record
AUGGACAUGUUCUGGCCUUAUCAUUUCGUCACUCCCUCGGAGCAGGAGAAAGUACGGCGCCGAGAGCUCUUGGAUUUGAGAGGAUCCUACGCCCAGUGGUCGAUUGUAUUCAUGAUCGUGGCCAUUCGGGCCUACCAGUUCUGGGUCCAGUCGUCAGCUCAACACGACACCGAGAGCAAACGCCAACGUGCUCAACUGUUGUGGUGGGAUCGACCGCUCUUUGCCGGAUGGCUGGAGACUCGUCGCCAGUAUGCUCUUUGCGGGAUAUGGUUGCUGUGGCUGCUUGGUCUUGCUGUCUGGAACAGCGGCGAUGAUUACCUCCAUCUGACCAAGGCUCUGGGCCAUGUGGCGCUCUCGCAAAUUCCCCUGCAGGUCCUCAUGUCGCCAGCAGCAUACAUCUCCACAUCCAAGCCAGCCGCUUCGUCGAUCUGCUCCUUGGUAACCUCCAUCCCUCAGGUCACCCUUUCACCCUAUCACCGACUCCUUGGUCGGUUGGUCAUCUCUCCUUUGCUCACGGGUCAUGCUGCCCUGUACCUCGUGUUCUUUGCACAAUCAUCCCAUCCUGAUUUUGGAACCCUCCUGAACAAGCGAAUCCGAGACUUUGAUGUCCAGUGUGGUCUUAUGGCGGUAUCGAUGCUCCUUUAUACUGUCUUCUUCCAGCGACCCCGUGCUGCAUCGUCCAAGACAAACACCCGCGGGCGUCGUGCCGUCGGGUCCAUGCGCGAGCGUCGACUGUCAUUCUAUUUCGGUCACAUCGCUCUGGUGGGUUUGCUGUGUUUUUCUGCUUAUUAUCAUGUUGCACAAGCACAAAAGUACAUGCUACAAGCUUUGGGGGCCUUUACUGCCAAUAGCGCUGUCUCCUGGGCUAUGAUUCGAUGGAGUGGGCGUCGGUGA